Exaiptasia diaphana is the source of this 3196-nucleotide messenger RNA. RefSeq lists its product as uncharacterized. Bases 27 to 2582 code for a protein of 851 amino acids. Lineage: Eukaryota; Metazoa; Cnidaria; Anthozoa; Actiniaria; Aiptasiidae. The transcript has 2 exons. The record is from RefSeq and is a predicted model, not a curated record.
UUACCAUUAUCGGAUAUUCUAUUUUCAUGGCUAACAUUUUGGAUUUCAAUAAUUCGACGCCGGAGAUUGGGCAGUUUACUUCACCGUAUCAGAAUAGAUGCGAGUUUAAUCUUCCUCGAUUAUCUGUGGAAAAGUUUAACUCGUUUGCUUUAGACAACUCUCAAGCGGUUUUUGUGCACUUCCAAGGAAUCAAUUUAUCAAUGCUUCAGCCCUCGAAAGAACCGGAAAUUCUGGAUCCCCUGAAUCUUGUUUGGGUUGAAAACAUCACAGCACCAUUCCUUUCACUGAAUUUAGGCUUCAAUGUCUAUUCUUUUACGACUCUCUGGCGAAAAGUACUUAAUAUGUCUGUAAUGGUAGGAUUUGAGUCAUCCAAAUGCUUAUUGAACAUGAGUUACAGUUGCAUAACAUCGAGUUUGGCCACAGCAUUCUUAACUAACGUCAGUCAACAAAGAGGUGCCUUGUGUUAUGUUUUGAAUAAGACCAAGAACAACGACGAAAUGCAAUAUAUGUGUUGCAAAGGGAACUCUGACAAACAACAAAUUGAAUGCAACAUCCCUGCUUCAAUUAGUCCCCAGAUGUCUGGAAUUUUCUUUACAAUAGUCAUUGUGGCAACAAUAUCCUUUUUUUGUUUCCCCGCCACUUUGGUUAGCUUCCCAGAUAAAGAUGACUGCUCAGAAACCAUAAGCGGUAAUGUACAAGUUCGCAAUCCCUUCUAUCGUAUUGCAAACUGUGCUGUCCAGACACUUCGACGUUAUUCGUGUAAAUAUUAUUUAGUCAAUGUGAUAAGAAAACUGCUGAUUGGUUUUUCACUGCCCUUCUUGUUUUAUAUUUACUGGGGAGUCACAGCCUACACCGCGAAAUAUGACAUACCAAAGAUGUUCAAUGAUGCCGUGAGGAUGAGAUGGCAGGAAGAGAACCUUGGUAAUGCAGUGCUUUUCAUCAAGGUUUAUAGUAUUGUGGCCGUAAUCAUUUCUUUACUUCCAAGAGAUAAAACUGCUGCUUUUUACAUUACAACGGACAAGGUGCACGAAUAUUCCUCGAUUCACCAGAACAAAAAAUUAGACUGGAUGAAACCCUACUCUAUAUCAGGAAACGUUUUUGAGAAAUUCUGCUUUGGUUUUAAAGGACUGACUGAAGGGAGUCGAUCAUCACCUUCCAAGAGAAUCAUCAACUUUAUUCUCAGUUGUUUUCUCAUAUUGAUCAUAUUUCCCGUGACUGCUAUAUUGAUAUUCAUUGGCUAUAGUUGUUAUGCGUCACCAUUGAGCCAAGAAUUCUCUCGUAUCCUUUCCCAUGUAUUUAUCAGCGCGGCAUGGCUUGAUUGGUACUUACUGAAAGUUAAGUGGUUUGAAAAGCUCAAGUCUAACGCUGCACUUUUUCAAGCUGUAAGUGGUGUUGUAUUUCUGCCGCUAGGAAUUCUUAUUACUUAUAAUAUAGUAGCUUUGGGAUUUAUGAUCUCAAGCUCACUAAUGUUAAUCUCAAGAAUGAUCACAUAUCUCUGCAUGGGAAUAGUGGCCAGUAAAGAUGACCUUUUGCCUCCUAUUGUACUCUUUUCCCUUUUCGGAUUCUACAUCUGGAACUGUUUCAGCGAUGUUGAAAGUAAAUACAAACACCUUCUUGACGAAACCUUUGAGAAGUGCAAAGAUUACCAAAAAGAAGAGGAAAAGCAGGUCAUACUUAUAGAUAACAAAGGGGUACCAAGAAUUUGUCGAUUGAGUGGCUUAUUUCAAAAAGUUGUCGACGAAAUCCAGCCAUUCAGCAAGGUUUACACGGUAAUGUUCAUACGAAUAAUUAUGAUUGGAUCAUUUUUAUCCAUAACUUACUGGUCCAUCUUGGUUUAUGGGGAAACAAGUCUAAACGAUUUCACUAAAACUUUGGCGAUUGCUUUGGGUGGGUUAAUCCCGAAAUUUAUCGAGAUCUUCGGUGGAGGCAAUUCCAAGAAUUUGCUUGACAAAGAAAAUGGAUAUAGGGUCAAGAAGAUUGUACGCGAUUUUUUUGUCUCCGAGAAUGCGGUAAAAGAAGCUGCCACUCAAACGGAUGCGGUAAAAGAAGCUGACACUCAAACGGAUGCGGUAAAAGAAGCUGACACUCAAACGGAUGCGGUAAAAGGAGCUGCCACUCAAACGGAUGCGGUAAAAGAAGCUGCCACUCAAACGUAUGCGGUAAAAGAAGCUGCCACUCAAACGGAUGCGGUAAAAGAAGCUGCCACUCAAACGGAUGCGGUAAAAGAAGAUGCCACUCAAACGGAUGCGGUAAAAGAAGCUGCCACUCAAACGGAUGCGGUAAAAAAAGAUGCCACUCAAACGGAUGCGGUAAAAAAAGAUGCCACUCAAACGGAUGCGGUAAAAGAAGCUGCCACUCAAACGGAUGCGGUAAAAGAAGAUGCCAAUCAAACAGAAGUGAACCUUUCGGACGACCAUGAACAAGAAGGAAGUCCUGGUGAGGGUGCCGAGGGAUUGACUUUUCAAGUGUCACAAGGUGAUCAUCAGUGCACAAAUGUUAGUCCAAGAUUGACAAGUAUCAAUUUUGAUGAGAGCACUGAAACAACACCAUUGCUCGGAUCAGGACUCCAACAAAACGUCUAAUUAAUUGCCACUGUUAAGUGCUGGGGGAUCGAUGUAGACAGAGAUGUUCAAUGGUAGUAUAAAAUACUCAUUGAAAAAAUAACAUUAAAAACAAAACUUAAUUUCAAAAAAAAAAAAGAAACUGACGUGCAUAAACUUGCUGUACUGAAGGUGUGAUCACUCGACUAAUAGGCAAUGCGCCAUUUUGUGCAGCAAAGCAAGAUGGAAGUUAUAGUCCGCUAAAACAGUCCUUCUGAAAGCCUCGACUGAAAUAGAAGUAGUUUUGCCAUUUCUAUACAAAGAAAGCAUAAAAAGGUUUUAAAGGAGAUAUUUAAGAGUCUAUGAUAAGUGCGAGGGCUACAACUACCAUCAUCCUUUGCUGCACAAAAUGGCGUCAAUGCACAUUGCCCUUUGGACAGUAUAAUGCGAAUAAUUUGCAAUAUWUCGAUCGUUUUAGUUGCUUGUUGAACAAAACCUAUAUAAUUACUACACGAUAAUUACUGAAUGAAAACUAUUAGGUGUAGAAUCUAUUUUAAUGUUUAUGGAAUUUAAUGUUAUCACACUAGAGCAAAUGCAGCAAAACCCUGAAAUAAAAUCAAACUAAAUACUAACAAAUAGCGGCUAUUUAGAGACAA